This is a messenger RNA of Monoraphidium neglectum, 1161 nucleotides long. Its product is annotated as tumor suppressing subtransferable candidate 1. The record is from RefSeq and is a predicted model, not a curated record. Gene Ontology annotation, biological process: protein ubiquitination. Lineage: Eukaryota; Viridiplantae; Chlorophyta; Chlorophyceae; Sphaeropleales; Selenastraceae. Bases 1 to 1161 code for a protein of 386 amino acids. The transcript is spliced from 7 exons. Gene Ontology annotation, molecular function: protein binding.
AUGGCGGGCCCCAACCCCCAGGUGCAAUACACCAUGCAGCUGCACAGCCGCGCGCUGGUCCCCGUGACCGGGCAGCGCAGCAAGUCGCAGUGGCUGGUUGGCAGCACGGCGCUACGUGAAGAGAACGAGGUGCGGCUGCUGGAGUACGACUCAGACCAGGAGGUCCUCCGCAGCGCCGCCGCGUGGCUGCACCCCGACGAAGUCGCCGCGCCGCGCAGCGCCUCGUCCCGCGCCGCGGCGGGCACCCAGCCUGGGAAGAAGCGCCCGCGCGCCGCCGCGGACGCGGCCGCCUGCUGUGGUGGCCUGCCCGACAUUGUAACGCGCGCUCCCGCCCGUGCACCACCCCUGGCGCGCGCAGCCGGCAAGUAUGGCGCGACGCUGUGGCAGGCGGAGCCGGGCAGCCAUCAGCUGCGGGAGCUGGCUGGCAUGGAGCACACAGGCGUUGUGCGGAGGGCCCUUUGGAACCGCCUGGCGCCAGACAUGCUGAUAACUUUGGAGGAGGGCGCCCUCCGAAAGUGGCAGAUGGGCGCCGCCGACGCGCAGUGCGUCGCCUCGGGUCCGCCGGGCGACGGGCGGCAGCUGUGGGGCGGCGCGGUGCACCCCAAGAACGCGGGACUUGCGGCGGCGGUGGCGGGCAGCAGCGUGCAGAUCUGGGACAUCCAGAAUUGCUGCAAGGUGGGGGAGGUGCCCGGCGCCCACAGGCUGCCGGCGCGCGACGUCGACUGGGCGCCGCACAACGAGCACCGCCUGGUGACGUGCGGCGACGACUGCAGGCUGCGGUUCUGGGACACACGGGCCCUGGGCCGCGCCGAGCCCCUGCUGGAGCUCAGCGGCCACAGCCACUGGGCCUGGGCCGCCCGUUUCUCCCCCUUCCACGACCAGCUUCUCGCCAGCUCCUCCAGCGACUGCACGGUCAGCCUGUGGUACACGCCCGUCCUCGCGCGGCAGCGGGACGCGCCGGGGGAGACGGGCGCGCGCGUGGUCCCGUCGAGGGGGGACGCGGACGGCCGUGUUGUCACUUGGGAUGAGGAGCACGAGGAUAGUGUAUACGGCCUGGCUUGGAGCGCGGCAGACCCCUGGGUUCUGGCCAGCAUGUCUUAUGACGGCCGGAUUGUGGUGAAUCACGUGCCCAAGAACCUCAAGUACAAGAUCCUGGUCUGA